Messenger RNA from Neltuma alba, 1356 nucleotides. RefSeq lists its product as uncharacterized. NCBI's taxonomy places the organism in Eukaryota, Viridiplantae, Streptophyta, Magnoliopsida, Fabales, Fabaceae. Gene Ontology annotation, biological process: proteolysis. The record is from RefSeq and is a predicted model, not a curated record. Gene Ontology annotation, molecular function: aspartic-type endopeptidase activity. Bases 289 to 903 code for a protein of 204 amino acids. The transcript is spliced from 2 exons.
CACCAAACCUUUAUGCGUCACCAAGCUUUUUCUGACAUUAGUUGGUCGGAAUAUUUCCAUCAGAUGGAACUGAAGUUUGCCGAUGCCCAGGAGGAGAGUCCGACGAUUGCCCUUAAAAAACUGCAACAACUUGACGGUACCGUCCUUGAAUACGAGCAGAGGUUUGAUGAAUUGCUCUCUGAAGUCGAUAUUCUUGAGGAGGUCGCGAUGAGCUUGUUUAUCGGUGGCUUGCGUCCAGAUAUCAAAAAAUGCAUCAUCAACUUCUAGCCUACCUCUCUUUCGAGCACCAUGAGUUGUGCCCGUAGACAGGAAGGGACGAUCAAAGCAUUGCACGAGAAUGCUCCUUCUGCAACUCUGUUCGGUCAUAGAUUUGCUCCAUCAUCGUCCAAGGGACCGGGUGACGUUGUUGGGUCUCAGUCAGCUACUCCACUGGGCUUCAACACAGGCCCAUUAUCGAGUUCUCCUUCACUUCUGAAGCCCAAAGCUCCCGAGACGUUGUCUGUGCCUAAAAACUCUGCUGCCUCAGUCAUGGCAUCAUCGCCGUCAACUCCUGGUUCUUCCAAACCUUCACGGCAGCUAUCAAAAAGGGAGAUGGAUGAGAGGCGACGCAAGGGAUUGUGCUAUUGGUGCCCUGAGAAGUACUCUAGUAACCACCGGUGUAAAGAAUCGCACCUCUUCGUGCUUGUGGUGGAUGAUGAUGACGAGCAUUUUGAAGACGCUCUGGAGGAGGUACCUUCGGAUUCUGUGGGGACUAUUAAUGCGAUCGAGGUGAAAGAAGGAGGGUCCACUUUGAAGCUUUUGGGCAGAAUUAAGAACCAGCAGGUCAUUAUAUUGGUGGACACGGGUAGCACCCACAAUGUGCUCGAUGUGUCUAUUGCUAAACGCCUACAGCUGAAACCGUAGGAACAAAAUGAUGUCACCCUCACCGUAGCCAAUAAUUGCCAGGUAGUUGUUAAUAAAUGUUGCCCGAACCUGGCAUGGGACAUGGGUGAUCACACCUUCUCAGCUGAUUUCUUAGUAAUGAAAAUUGGUAGUUAUGACAUGAUCUUGGGUACUCAGUGGCUACGCACUAUUGGAAAAUUUUCUAUGGAUAUGGAAUCCAAACUGUUUGAAUUUAAGGUUAAUGGGGCACUACUCGAAUUACAUGGUGUGGGUUACAGGGAGCUUGGGCAAGCUGAAGAAAUUCAUUCUGCUCGUGAUUUGGUAGUAGCAACACAUUUCUUUUUAAUUCAAGAUUCAUCUCAACUACACUUGGGUUUACGUAUUUCUGCUCCUCUAUCUGAAAGUCAACAACUUGAAUUACGACAUCUCUUAGAGACCUUUGUUGAUGUGUUUGCUGAACCAAAAGGUCGUCCC